GUUAGUUAAAAUGUUAAAACUGCCUUUAAGCCGAAUACGGCUUGCGAUUAGUGAGCAAUUACCGCAGCUGCCACAAUUGAAAAAUAUAUACCAUGCGCUGGAGGUGCCAUCUAAGAAACAGCAGCAACCGAUGUUGCAAUGGAUUUUGCCGGCUACGAUUGCACAACAUGAGAACGAGUUGCUGGAGUUAGUAAAAAAUCAACAGUUUGAUGCCACAUACAUAGAGAAGGUUCAAGUGUUGCCCAGUGUUGGUCGCACCGCAGCCAAAGUGGAAUUUCAUUUACAGCCAGAUGCGUUUGUUAAACAUGUGUUGCACGAAGAGCUGAGAGCUACGCCAACAGCAGUUAGCUCUGCUGAGCAUAUUGUUGUUGAGUAUAGCUCGCCUAACAUAGCCAAGCCCUUUCACGUGGGCCACCUGCGCUCCACUAUCAUAGGCAAUGUGCUGGCCAAUUUGCAUCAGUAUCUGGGAUAUCGCACAACGCGUCUUAAUUAUUUGGGCGAUUGGGGCACACAGUUUGGCCUACUGGCCUUGGGAGUACAGCUAGGCAAUGUGACUGACAGUCAAAUGCGAGAUGCACCCAUUGAGACACUGUACAAGGCCUAUGUGGACGCCAACAAGGCAGCUGCUGAGAAUGCGGAACUUGCUCAGAAAGCACGUGAUUUAUUUAGUGCCUUGGAAGCGGGUUCUGAUGCAACUAUGGCCAAACAGUGGCAGUUGUAUCGCGAGUACACCAUAGCUGAACUUACUAAUGUCUAUGAGCGUUUGGGCGUGCAUUUCGAUAGCUACGAAUGGGAGUCACAGUAUUCCCAGCGUGAUAUCAGUGAGGUGCUACAAAGUCUGCGUACUGCUGGUCUGCUACAGCGCGAACAGGAUGGCCGCGAGAUUGUUGUGAUGAAUGAGCGACGUGUGCCCGUGAUUAAAAGCGAUGGUUCCACUUUGUAUCUGGCACGCGACAUUGCGGCAGUUCUGGAACGCCAAAGGCGUUUAAAGUUCUCGCGCAUGCUAUAUGUGGUGGACAAUGGCCAAGCGGAUCAUUUUAAUGCGCUGUUUCAUACAGCAGUGGGCCUCGAUCAGAGUCUGAGUAACAAAUUGGAGCAUGUCAAGUUUGGACGCAUACACGGAAUGAGCACACGCCACGGCAAAGCCAUCUUUCUACGCGAUGUUUUAGAUGAGGCACGUGACGUAAUGCGCGAGAAACGCAGUCAAAGCGCAACCACGAGAAGCAAUAGCUGCCUGGAUGACGAGCAUGUUUGCGAUAUUCUCGGCGUGUCUGCAGUUAUUGUAAAUGUGCUGAAGCAACGACGACAGCGAGAUCACGAGUUUAGCUGGCAGCAGGCGUUGCAGGUCAACGGCGAUACGGGCAUCAAGCUGCAGUACACACACUGCCGUUUGCACAGUUUAUUGGAAAACUUUACUCACGUGUCGCUGGCGGAUAUAGAGCCUAGCUGGCAGCAAUUAGCGCAAGAGCCAGCGGAUGCGCUGGAUGUGUUCUAUGAACUGGCGCGAUUUGAGCAAUGCGUUUGGCAAUCCCAACAGCAGCUCGAGGCCUGUGUGCUUGUCAACUAUCUCUUUGGCUUGUGCAAUGCCACAAGUCGAGCCUUGAAGCGACUGCCCGUGAAGCAGGAGACAAGUGCAGCGAAGCAAAUGCAACGGCUGCUGCUUUUCCAUGCAGCCAAGCGCACAUUGCAACAAGGAAUGCAGCUGCUGGGCCUUAAGCCACUAAACCAAAUGUAGUUUGUAGUAGAUUGUAAAGUAAAAAAAAGUUGUUUUAAACAAUUAGUUU
This is a messenger RNA of Drosophila busckii, 1784 nucleotides long. RefSeq names its product probable arginine--tRNA ligase, mitochondrial (gene ArgRS-m). Bases 11 to 1735 code for a protein of 574 amino acids. Gene Ontology annotation, biological process: mitochondrial translation; arginyl-tRNA aminoacylation. The record is from RefSeq and is a predicted model, not a curated record. NCBI's taxonomy places the organism in Eukaryota, Metazoa, Arthropoda, Insecta, Diptera, Drosophilidae. Gene Ontology annotation, cellular component: mitochondrion. Gene Ontology annotation, molecular function: arginine-tRNA ligase activity; ATP binding. The transcript has 4 exons.